Messenger RNA from Paramecium primaurelia, 1553 nucleotides. NCBI's taxonomy places the organism in Eukaryota, Ciliophora, Oligohymenophorea, Peniculida, Parameciidae. The record is from the annotation of a GenBank genome assembly.
AUGUUAUAAACUAAGCUUUUUUAAAAAUAUGAUGCACCUAUUCCAUAGGAUAAUAUCCUAUUCAAAACAUAAUUUUUCAAGAUGAGUAAUCAUAAAGAAGUCACUCUACUUUUAUGCAGUGAUGAUUUCAUAUACAAAAUUAGUAAUAAGAAAACUAAAGUAUACAUACUUAAACUCAAUUGCGAAGUGAGAUUCUCAGUUAAAGCUGAAUAAACUUCAAAAUAAAUACAUAAACAAAUGAAAGGUGAUGAAUUUCAUACAUAAAUAUACAAAUUUACUCUUGAAAGGGAUGAUUGUGAUUCUGUUGAAUUUUACAACUUCAAUUUCUAAACUAUGUAUUGGUUUGAUCACCUAAGAAACAAAUUACACAUGUUAGAUUAUUAAGUACAUUAUGAAAUAAACAAAUUAAUUGGUAAAGGAUCAUUUGCAUCUGUCUAUGAAGCCAAAGGAAAAAAUGAUUAAUAAUUUUAUGCUGCCAAAGCAUUUUAUAAAAAACAAGUGUUUUAAGAUCUAAAAGGAAGGGAUUAAGUAGAAAAUGAAAUUAGUGUGAUGCGUAAACUCAACCAUCCAAAUUUGAUCAAUUUAAUUGAAGUCUUUGAAAAUAAAGCACAAAUCUAUUUAAUUUUGGAUUUGGCAAGAGGAGGCACACUUGAAUAUGCUUUAAAAGUCUUUAAUGCCCCAGUUCCAUUUUUAAGUACAAAAGUGAUAUUUAGAUAAAUCCUUGAGGGUGUACAAUAUAUUCAUGAUUAGGGUAUAAUUCAUAGAGAUUUAAAACCAGAUAAUAUUUUGUUUAGAGAUUUUAUUCCUCUUAAAAGGUAUGGACUCAUUAAUGUGAGUAAUAAUAUUAUGAUCAGUGAUUUUGGAAUUGCCACUCCUAAAUAAUAAAAAAUGGCUGUAUAUUAAUAUUGUGGUACUCCAGGUUAUAUGGCACCUGAAGUAUUUUUAACAGAAAAUGAUAAUAAUGCAACUUAUGAUGAGAAAUGUGAUGUCUUUUCUUUAGGUUGUAUUCUCUAUUAUUUACUUAUUGGUCAUCCUCUUUUUGGAUAACCAGUUAAACAGACAAAUAUGGAAAUGAAGAUUGAUUAUCUUCAAAUAGAAAAAGAUCUUAAUUAAAGUCAUUCAUUAACUUUACUCUUACAAAAGAUGUUAUCACCGAAUCCAUAAGACAGACCAUCUUGUAGAGAAAUACUUGAAUCUAAAAUAAUGGAAGUAGAGUAUGGAGAAGAUGGAAUACCUUUGUUUAGAGAUUUUUAGAGACCUAAAAGUAGUCCACCUAAAAGAAUGUAGCCAUUACAUCCAGAAAUUGAUAGAUCGUAAUAUUAUAUAAUAAUUUUAGUAAGAGAUAGAGUGUGUUAAAUCCAAAGAUGAUUAAAUUGAUGCCAAUUCUUGAAGAGAAAUAAGAAUUACGAAACUCUGGAAAGGAUAAAACUACAAUUGUCACUAAAUCAAGAAAUUCUCAUUUUGAUGAUGAGAGAACUCCAGCAUAAAGAGUAGCUGCAGCUAGAAGAUCUUCUGCUUAUGUUCCAUCUAGUAAUUAGAAUAGCAGGAAAUGA